CCCAAAUUUAAUGGAAGCACACUGUUGAUAAUAAGAGCAUCAACAGUUGCGUUCCAUUUAUGCUGAAGGAUGAAGAUGAACUUCAGCUACAAAAUUUUCUUGUUUGCAUUAACCCUUUGAAUCUAAACCCCUAAAACUCAUUACAUAUACAACCCUAAAACCCUAUAAGAACACCAAGAAAUGUGUUCUUCUAUAAUCCCAUCUUCUCUUACCUUUCCACCUAAAUCCCCUUUCAUCUACGGUCAAGAUUUGUUUUUUCCCUCAUACCCAUUUCUCCUUAGGACUAGAAUUCCUAAGUUUUCCCUCUCUGCUUCAGUUUCAGAAAAAGUUGCAGAAGUUUCAUGGGGUAUUUCUGAUCCAAAUGCCUUUGAUGAGUACAAUGGUUGGGACUUGGUUGAACCUACAGUUUUCAAGAAGAAGAAAAAAGGUUUGUCGAAAUUUUUGGUUAUUGGUAUGUCAGUGUCUCUUGCUGCUGGACUUGGUGUUGCUUCCUACUUUUCACUAUACCAGAAAGGAUUCAAAUUUCAAUUUACUGGGCCAUUCCAUGAGUCACAUGAUAAUUUAGUACCUAAUGAGGCUGCUAGUAAGGGAGAAGAUGGUGAAACUGCUGAUUUGUCAAUGGAAAGUGCUCAGAUUUCUGAAACAGUGGAGGGAGUUUCUGAUUUCGAUGAUAAAAAUGUUGUCUUGGAGACAAGCCAUGUUUCAACUAAAGGAGUAACUAGAGGAGUACUUGGACGUAUUACAAUUCCCUUUGCUGUAGAUUCUACUCAAGAAGAAGCUCUUUUUAUGUUGAAGAAACUCAAGAUCAUUGAAGAUGAUGUUAAAGCAGAUGAACUAUGUUCAAGGAGGGAAUAUGCAAGAUGGUUAGUUAAAGCAAACACACAACUGGAAAGGAGUAGAAACCAUCAGAUAGUACCAUCAGUUGUGCUUUCUGGUUCUGCAAUUGCUGCCUUUGAUGAUGUGAGUGUUGAAGACCCUGAUUUUGCGACCAUUCAAUCCCUAGCUGAGGCUGGUAUUAUUCCUAGCAAGCUGUCAGAUAAGGAGUUUUCUUCCACUCCAAAUGUUUCAGAAGAUCAGGGCGUCUGUUUUUCCCCUGAUAGAUUUUUGUCUCGCCAAGAUCUAAUUAGUUGGAAAGCCAAAAUAGAGUAUGAAGUCAUGCCAGGCAUAGAUAAAGAGAUAUCAAGGAAGAACAUAGGCUUUCUGGAUGUAAGGGACAUCAAUUCUGAAGCUUUGGUGGAACUUUUUGUGGAUUUACGGGCUGGUGAACAGAGCAUUCUUCGGAGAGUUUUUGGACAGGCGAAACGAUUCCAGCCUGAUAAACCAUCCACGAAGGCUCAGGCAGCUGUGUCACUGACAAGUGGGAGAAUGGAAGAUUAUAUACAUAGUGAACUGGCAAAACUUGAAGCAGAAAAUUUAUCGAGACUAAUGGCAAUGGAAGAAAUAAAGUCUGACCUACUUGAUAGAGGAGAAAUACAGAGGAUUUGGGAGAGUAAAAUGGAAGCAGAAAGAAAUCGUGGUUUGGAGGUAGAGAGUGCUUAUCUUGCUUCUGUUAGAGAUUUAGAACAGGAAAAACUUGUACAAGAGGUUGCUCGAGCUGAGCUUCUGAGGCAGAAGGCAGCUCUAGACUGUCAGAAGCAGCUACUUUCUAGUCUGAAGGAAGAGGUCAAUGAGAUGUCCGAAAGGCUUGCACGUGAGAAGUUUAAGCAUGUGGAUGAGCAGUGUGAUUUAAGUGGUACGAUUCAUGAUUUGCAGGUUAAGCAUGAAGUUUUGCUUGACAAAAAAUCUAUGUUGGAAGCUGAGAUUGAAGCUUUGCGAAAACUGAGAUCAUGGGUCGAGGAUGAAGCGAGAAGAAGUCAAGCUCGCACUAAAGUUCUCGAGGAGGUUGAACGAAGAUGGAAAUGGGAGGAGCAAUAGGAAAAGAGUUUUCCUAUAAGUUAAAUAAUCCAGAUGCUUUGAUGUACAUUUUGUCAUUGUCAUGAUCAAUUUUCUUCUUAAAUAUUUUCUUGGUAUCAUUUGUAAACUAUAUAAGAGUUGUUGAUCUCUACUCUCUGUUUCAAUUAGUAAUUUUUAUGGAUGGGAGUUGUUGAUCUCUGUCAUUACCAGAAAGCAAUUGAAGAGUAACUUUUUUGUUGUAUUUUGGAGAAUGAAUUGCUUUAUUAAGAAAGUGAAUCUCUUGAGUUCCAAUCUGAUUGCAGGGACCUAAUAGCUUUA
This is a messenger RNA of Solanum dulcamara, 2211 nucleotides long. RefSeq lists its product as uncharacterized. Bases 181 to 1914 code for a protein of 577 amino acids. The record is from RefSeq and is a predicted model, not a curated record. The transcript has 11 exons. NCBI's taxonomy places the organism in Eukaryota, Viridiplantae, Streptophyta, Magnoliopsida, Solanales, Solanaceae.